GCUACUUGAAAUUAUAUUAUUCUUUGUGAUUGUUUUUCAAAUUAAAAUAUUGUCCUCAAUUAACAAUUUCUACAAGAUUCGUGAAAGUGUUUACAUACUAUUUAUUAUUUUCUUUUUUUCUCCUUCAUAUUUACAUUAAAAAAAAAAAAUUUAUUAUAUUGUUUAGUUCAUGGAAACAAACAAUUGUUGCAGAUUUUGUGCAGAAGUUGAAAAGGUACUUCGUGAAGUAUGCUUGUUAGAAGUGGUAGCAUCCACAUUGAUCAUUUGCUUGCUGGAAUAUUAUUGUAUAACGGAAUGGGAGAACAACGAUCGGAUUGCAACUAUAACAUACGUCAUCCUGUUAAUUGCAUUCACUUUUAACAUAUUUAUAUUUUGUUAUAUUGGUGAAUUAUUGGUCGAUCAGGUAUAUCUUUUUAUAAUUUUUCAAUUAUACAAAUUAUUUUACAAAAUGAAAUCUUUUGAAAUUUUAACGACAGUGCAAAAAAGUUGGUGUUGCAUCGUACAACAUCGAAUGGUAUCGUUUACCAAAAAACCUUGGCCUAAAUUUGAUCCUAUUAAUAGCAAUCUCGAAUUGUCCAUCAAAGAUAACAGCUGGAAAAUUCUUCGAACUAUCACUUUUCACAUUUGGCAGUGUAAGUAAACAUUCAAAUCAUAAAAUGUACGAACAAUUCAAAAAUAUAUCUUAUUUUUUUUAUUUAUGAAUGAAUCUUCAGGUACUAAAAACUUCCGUCGUUUAUCUCAACCUGAUUCGAACGAUCACAGAUUAAAAAACUGAAAAAAAUCAACUUGACAACAUACGAUUUUUUAUCAUACACAUUUUUAAUUAACAUACGAUUCAUCAAGUUUGUAUUCAUCCUAUGAUAAAUUAUAAAUUAAUUCA
Polistes dominula (European paper wasp) is the source of this 880-nucleotide messenger RNA. RefSeq names its product odorant receptor 10-like. NCBI's taxonomy places the organism in Eukaryota, Metazoa, Arthropoda, Insecta, Hymenoptera, Vespidae. Gene Ontology annotation, cellular component: plasma membrane. Gene Ontology annotation, molecular function: odorant binding; olfactory receptor activity. The record is from RefSeq and is a predicted model, not a curated record. Gene Ontology annotation, biological process: sensory perception of smell; detection of chemical stimulus involved in sensory perception of smell.